This is a messenger RNA of Symbiodinium natans, 1830 nucleotides long. NCBI's taxonomy places the organism in Eukaryota, Dinophyceae, Suessiales, Symbiodiniaceae. The record is from the annotation of a GenBank genome assembly.
AUGGAGAGCGUGCCUCUGGUGGAGUUUGCAUCGUCGCUGCACAGACACGGCACGCCUUCUCCAAGCAUUUCAGGAACGCCCUUUGUGAUGUACACCGUACCCGCCGAAGCCUUCUUGGAGAUGACAGAAGUCAAGAUGCACGAGGAGCUGGCAGACGCCGGUGUGCUCACAGAGUUUGAUGAGAGCCUGGGAAAGGCAAUGUUCGUGUCGCACCAAUGGCUGAGUGACACGCAUCCUGAUCCAGACUUCCAACAGCUACAAGUUCUGCAGGAUGCGCUGAAGAACAUCGUUGCCGGCACCAGUAGAAUUUCUCUGGCCAUUUUCGUGGAGAUUCUCAAUGCUCGCGUAAGAUGCCCUUCUGGCGACGACUUUGCUUCUGGCCAUCUUCACAUUUGGUAUGACUACUUCAGCAUCCCACAGCGCAGCUGUCACAAGGCAUCUCAGGAGCGCGGCAGUGCCAUUCAAAGCAUCCCAGCGUAUGUGGCAAGGUGCGAGUUCUUUGUUGUACUGUGCCCGGCUUUGACGCACCAAGACAAGCAGGGGACUCUGGGCCACGCAACUUGGGGCGAAAGGGGGUGGUGUCGCACAGAGAGGGUUGCAUGUGAACUCUCGACCCUCAGCGCUGGCUACCUAAUUGUUGUUGAGAGCGCCACCCACCAGACGCUGGAAUGGACAGGGCUCAGGAUAAGGGAGGCGCCUGGUGAAGGAGAGUUUACAGUUGAUGGUGACAGAGUAUGGAUCGGUCGUAUGGUUAUUCAGAUGGUUUGGUCCAAGCUUUUCUACUACCUCAAGCGCCGAGAGUUUCACAACUACCGAUACCUUCUGAACGCCCAAGCGCCACAAUAUUUCCGUGGUCUUGACGUGGAACCACUUGACGGCCUUGUUCCGGGAUUCCACACUGAGACCGACCCGAGUGUUGACUGCAAGGGCUUCAUGUUGGAACGUUUCCUGCAUCAGAACGGCUUCAGGAGCAUCUCCGAGCGGGACGAUGCAGGGUGGCCGCCAAUUUGCUUUGCUGCGAUGAGCAACAACCUCGUGGUCCUGCAAGGGCUUCUUGACCGAAAGGUGGAUAUCAACCAGGCUACGACCAAGCCCAAGGCAGAGUUCAACCUUCCUGCCAAGUUGACGGCCCUGGCAAUAGCUUCCAUCAACCGCAGCAACGAAGCAGUCGAGCUGCUUCUGCGUGCCAGAGCCCAUGUGAACUACAAGGAUGGCCACGGGGGCAAUGCCCUCCAUACGGCGACUGCCGGGGACAAUCCACGUGGAGUACGUCUGCUCUGCGAUGCUCGUGCCAACAUGAACCAAGAAUGCGUGCCGGGGCUGAGCCCUUUCAUGCUCUCGUGUGCAUGCGGAAGCGGGCGCGCAAUGAAGGAGCUGCUCUCCCUAAAUCCAGGCUUGAGUUUGCGACACUGCCUGCACAUCGCGCUCAUGUUCGCCCCGGGCAGUGCUCCCGACGUGGUUUCCAUUCUGCUCGAGGCUCGGGCGAAUGUGAAUGAACAGUUCCGAGUACACAUCAGGGACCCAGGAUGGUGGUUUCUGAUGAAUCUCAUGGGUGUGAAGCAUCGGGUAAGCCCUUCCAGACUGACUCUGCUGGCAUAUCAUCAUUACGAUGCGACGCCGUUGAUGUUCAGCAUUCUGAGUGGUUGUCUGGAUUCCGUGUCCUCCCUGCUCUCAGCCAGAGCCCGGGUAGACAUCCGCAACUACCGCAAGAAAACAGCAUCCGAACUGGCGCGCCAGAUGCUCGCGCCAUCGUGGUUGAUAGAGGUCUGUUCUAUGAACGGCCAGGAAGACGCCGAGACCCUUGCUGAGAGCGACACAUUCUCUAUUUGA